Molecule: messenger RNA, 1245 nt
Organism: Fulvia fulva
Lineage: Eukaryota; Fungi; Ascomycota; Dothideomycetes; Mycosphaerellales; Mycosphaerellaceae
Exons: 1
Coding region: 1-1245 (414 amino acids)
Biological process (GO): coenzyme A biosynthetic process
Molecular function (GO): dephospho-CoA kinase activity
Source: RefSeq, a predicted model, not a curated record
AUGUCCCUGGAACGCGUGCAGUCCGGGGAGCCGCCACGAUACUUGCUGCUACUUCCCCCCGCACCGGAACCAGCGACAGCGUCUGCAUUGAAAUCAAUAUAUGGCGAGACGGUCAUUGAUGUGCUCAAAGAAGUGGCCGCCCACUCGUCCGAGACGAGCAAGGCGUCAGUUCUGGAAGUCGCAUUGGCCUGCCCUCAUCUAGUCGAUGCACAUAACAAGUCACGCUCGAGUUUGUACGACCAGACACAAUCACUUGUCGCAGGUGUUUACAAGCUCGUCACUGUCAUUGCAACGCAGGAGAACAUCAACAUCGAAGACUUUGAUGGGGUCGACGUGAGAGUGAUCUUGGUCGCCUGGUCAGGAGAUGACAGCUCCAAGUCAUCUGGGAAAGCACCUUAUGGCCCAAUCGUUGAUAUCGGGACACUGGCAAGGUCAGGGAGGCAAUGGCAGUUCGCGUUUGGAGUCGAGUCAGAAGCUGGCGAAAGCAUUUUCAAGGCGUUCGCAAUGGCCAAGGCCAGCACUAAUGAAGUUGGACAAGUCCAGAGCGGCUCUGACUCGAAUGUCCUAAAUACCACAUCGACAUCAGAAGACAAAGUACCAAGUAGCACAGCACCUGAAAGCCUGGCGCACGAUCGUCACUACGAUGUGGCUGUAGGAGGAACCUGGGAUCAUUUACACAUUGGGCACAAGCUCCUAAUCACCAUGACUAUCUUCGCUGUCGAUGAUGCCAGCGAGCCCAAAGAGCGAAGCGCGACAAUUGGCAUCACUGGCGAUCAGCUGCUUGUCAAGAAGAAGCACGCCAACCUGGUCGAGAGCUGGACUGAUCGCCAAAAGGCUGUGGCCACAUUCUUCAACGCCAUUCUUGAUUUCUCGCAGCCAGCUUCGUCUGGUCAGCGACACGCAAGUAUACGAGAUGAUCCUGAGCCGAAUGGAAAGUCGAUUGACAUACACUAUCCGAAUGGGCUGGUCGUCAAGUGUACAGAAAUUCAAGAUCUUUUUGGGCCGACCAUUACCGAGGAGAAGAUCUCUGCGCUGGUCAUUAGUGCGGAGACGAGGUCGGGUGGGAGGGCUGUCAACGACAAGCGGAAGGAGCAGGGGUGGAAGGAGCUUGACGUUUUUGAAGUCGAUGUCCUGGAUGCUGAGGAGGAAGGUCAAGGAGCUGGUGUCAAGGAAGGGUUUGACAGUAAGAUCAGCAGCACCGCGAUCCGGGAGAAGCUGGCUCGCAAGUCUGGAGGGAAGAUGUGA